AGCCCAGGGUGGGGCGGGCUGGAUGCGGGCCGGAGUUGGAAGGGGUGGCCCUGGGAUCCGGCCGCAUUACCGACUCACCGCUUUGUCCCAAUCCCUGGGUUCAUCUCCCCUCAAAUCCCCACUUCGGUUGCUCUUUUUCCUAACUUUGUCAAACUAAGUCAGAAGCCCUCUCUGAGAGCUCCAACCUCCUGACAAACCCUAGGACUCUGUGGAACCUGCAGGAGGCGUCCCCUCCCUGCCCCCUUCCAGCUGUGCCUGCCCCUCAUUGCCCUCUCCACACACAUAUUCUCUGUCCACCAGGCCAGGGAUGUGGGCGGGGGCUGGGGAGGGGCCAUAGUGGGAAUGAAAGGGCCUUUUUCUUCCACAGCUGGGAGAACAGCUGCCUCCAAAGCAAGACUGGACACUCUGUGCCCACAGCCCCCUCUGCAGCUGGCUUCCACUCCCAGGACCCCGCUAAUCCUUACCUCACUUUCCUUUCCUCCCCUGCCUGGCUCCCACCGGGGCUUUGGAACAGGAGUAGGUGAGGAAAAUUUGUCACAGCAGCCCAAAGGGACUAACAGUGCAGAAGGACAGGGGCAGCUUCUGCCCUCUGUCCAAGAGCUGGCCACCUUUCUCAAGACCAGGGAGCAGUGGGAGGACUGUGGGACAGCGUGGUAUCUACCUGCCACCCCUCUGAAGGGGCUGACAAGGGAAGGGCUCAGGGGGGCACAGAGAUGCAGGACAGAUUGCACAUCCUGGAGGACCUGAAUAUGCUCUACAUUCGGCAGAUGGCACUCAGCCUGGAGGAUACAGAGUUGCAGAGGAAGCUAGACCAUGAGAUCCGGAUGAGGGAAGGGGCCUGCAAACUACUGGCAGCCUGCUCCCAGCGAGAGCAGGCUCUGGAGGCCACCAAGAGCCUGCUGGUGUGUAACAGUCGCAUCCUCAGCUACAUGGGGGAACUGCAGCGGCGCAAGGAGGCCCAGGUGCUGGGGAAGACAGGCCGGCGGCCUUCGGACACUGGGCUGCCCACUGAGCGCUCCCCGUGCCGCGGCAGGGUCUGCAUCUCUGACCUCCGGAUCCCACUCAUGUGGAAGGACACAGAAUAUUUCAAGAACAAAGGUGAUUUGCACCGCUGGGCUGUGUUCCUACUGUUGCAGCUAGGGGAACAGAUUCAGGACACAGAGAUGAUCCUGGUGGACAGGACCCUCACAGACAUCUCCUUUCAGAACAAUGUACUCUUCACUGAGGUGGGGCCAGACUUUGAACUUCGGCUGGAGCUGUAUGGGGCCUGUAUGGAAGAAGAAGGGGCCCUGGCUGGCGCCCCCAAGAGGCUUGCUACCAAACUUAGCAGCUCUCUGGGUCGUUCCUCAGGGAAGCGUGUCCGGGCAUCGCUGGACAGUGCUGGGAGCUCAGGAAGCAGUCCCAUCUUGCUCCCCACACCAGCUGUGGGGGGUCCUCGUUACCACCUCUUGGCUCACACCACGCUCACCUUGGCAGCAGUGCAAGAUGGGUUCCGCACACACGAUCUCACCCUUGCCAGUCAUGAGGAGAACCCUGCCUGGCUGCCCCUUUAUGGUAGCGUGUGUUGCCGCCUGGCAGCUCAGCCUUUCUGCAUGACUCAGCCCACUGCAAGUGGUUCCCUCAGGGUGCAGCAGGCUGGGGAGCUACAGAACGGGGCACAAGUGCAUGGAGUCCUGAAAGGCACAAACCUCUUCUGUUACCGGCGACCUGAAGACACAGACACUGGGGAAGAGCCACUGUUUACUAUUGUGAUCAACAAGGAUACUCGAGUCCGGGCAGGAGAGCUGGACCAGGCCCCAGGACAGCCCUUCACCCUCAGCAUCAGCAACCAGUAUGGGGAUGAUGAGGUGACGCACACCCUUCAGACAGAGAGCCGGGAAGCCUUGCAGAGCUGGAUGGAGGCUCUGUGGCAGCUAUUCUUUGACAUGAGCCAGUGGAAGCAGUGCUGUGACGAAAUCAUGAAAAUUGAAACUCCUGCUCCCCGCAAACCACCCCAAGCACUGGCCAAGCAGGGGUCCUUAUACCAUGAAAUGGCUAUUGAGCCGUUAGAUGACAUCGCAGCAGUGACAGACAUCCUGGCCCAGCGGGAGGGCGCAAGGCUGGAGACACCCCCAUCCUGGCUAGCAAUGUUUACAGAUCAGCCUGCCCUGCAUAGCCCCUGCUCGCCUGCAUCAGUGUCCCCAGCCUGGACACACCCUCUUCCCUGGGGGCGACCCCGAACCUUUUCCCUGGAUGCCGUCCCCCCAGACCACUCCCCUGGGGCUUCUCGCUUGGUUGCCCCCCUCCCACCACAGCGAUCCCCACGAUCCAGAGGCCUCUGCAGCAAAGGUCCACUCCGUACUUGGCUGCAGUCACCAGUGUGAAAGAAAGGUGCUAGCAACAGGACCUGGCCAAAAUAAAGACCUACAUGCACUUGGGCUCUGAGGACAGCACUGUCUGUAGCAAGUUGGCCAGCGUGGCCUUCUCUUCCUCUACUGGACUGGGGGUAGGCAGAGGAGGGGGAAUAGAAGCCCCUCUUAGGUGUGGCUGUAAUGGUACUGAGGGGUUCAUUCCCAGCUCUGGCUGGAACCCCCUAAACCCUUCCUGGGAGAAAACUGGAACAACCCUGCCCUACCUCCCUGCACUAACCAGCUUUGAAGAUGGCACUGAAGAGUCCUGGGAGGGAAUGCACUUCCACUGUCACUCCUACGUCAACCAUUAAAGUUAUUUAACAGCA
This is a messenger RNA of Sciurus carolinensis (gray squirrel), 2716 nucleotides long. It is a transcript of the gene Rtkn, whose product is annotated as rhotekin. Gene Ontology annotation, biological process: actomyosin contractile ring assembly; mitotic cytokinesis; signal transduction. The coding region runs from base 714 to 2363 and encodes 549 amino acids. Lineage: Eukaryota; Metazoa; Chordata; Mammalia; Rodentia; Sciuridae. Gene Ontology annotation, cellular component: actomyosin contractile ring. The transcript has 12 exons. The record is from RefSeq and is a predicted model, not a curated record.